Molecule: messenger RNA, 1008 nt
Organism: Habropoda laboriosa
Lineage: Eukaryota; Metazoa; Arthropoda; Insecta; Hymenoptera; Apidae
Gene: Scgdelta
Product: zeta-sarcoglycan
Exons: 4
Coding region: 1-1008 (335 amino acids)
Biological process (GO): cardiac muscle tissue development; heart contraction
Cellular component (GO): sarcolemma; sarcoglycan complex
Source: RefSeq, a predicted model, not a curated record
AUGUCUCGAGGGCAGACAGGUUGGUCGGACGAGCCGUGCACGUCGACCGGCGGUCGAAGCAUUGUACGACAGUCCGCGGGACCAUCGUCGAGGACAACACCGUCCAUUCUAGAGGACCGCACUUCCGGCGCCGCGUCCUGUAAAGGUGGUUUCAGGUUAGGCGUGUACGGCUGGAGGAAGAGGUGUUUGUACUCUCUGGUGCUCACCCUGAUGGUCAUCGUGAUCCUAAACCUGGCGCUCACCGUGUGGCUCCUCAAAGUGAUGGGAUUCAGUUCUGAGGGAAUCGGCUCCCUGAAGGUGGUGCCCGGAGGGAUCGAGCUCAGAGGUCAGGCUGCCGUGUUGGAUGCCCUGGUGGCCUCCAGCCUGAGAUCCAGACGGGGGAAGAAUCUGGUGCUGGAAUCGUGGAGUAACUUCACAGCUUCUGCUAGGUCGCACGACGGACGAUUGCUCGCGAGAUUCACUGUCGGCGAGGAUCGCGUGGACUGCGUGUCGAGAGGCUUCCGGAUAACCGACCCUCGAGGAGGAAUUCUGUUCUCGGCGGACAGGGAGCAGGUGGUGGUGGGAGCGGAAAUGCUGAGGGUAACUGGCGACGGGGGUGCCGUUUUCCAGGGCAGCGUUCAGACUCCACUGGUCAGAGGGGAAUCGGGCCGUGGCCUCAGACUCGAAUCAGCGACCAGAUCCUUGAAGAUCAGUGCUCCUCAGCGAGUGGUGAUCGAGUCCUGGGCCAACGAGAUCUCCGCCUCGUGUCUAACAGAUCUCAAGCUUCAAAGCGUGCACGGCGCCAUCAGUCUAGAUGCGAAAACCCUCUUCAUGAAGGGACUGAAGACCGCCAGUCCGAGCCAAGGGCACUCGUCGAGGGAGCAACAGCAACAGCAACACUCGCCUAGAACAUCCUCUCAUCAGAACCAAAGAGACACGACCAUCUAUCAGUUAUGUGCCUGUGCUAAUGGCAAACUGUUUCUCGCGAGAUCUGAGGGAACCUGUCAGGCGGACAAAUCGAUUUGCUAA